This is a messenger RNA of Pneumocystis carinii B80, 489 nucleotides long. RefSeq lists its product as hypothetical. The coding region runs from base 1 to 489 and encodes 162 amino acids. Lineage: Eukaryota; Fungi; Ascomycota; Pneumocystomycetes; Pneumocystales; Pneumocystaceae. Gene Ontology annotation, cellular component: exon-exon junction complex; nucleus; cytoplasm. The record is from RefSeq and is a predicted model, not a curated record. Gene Ontology annotation, biological process: RNA splicing. Gene Ontology annotation, molecular function: mRNA binding. The transcript has 6 exons.
AUGGAUGCAUCAACAGAAUCACAAGAUGUUAUGGAUAUUGAAGAAACACGAGAUCCAGUCAUACGUAAGGGUCGAGGUUUUAUGACACAAGAUGAAACAAUGUUUUUGAACGGUGAAAAUAUGGAAGGAGAAGCUAUUCAAUAUGACAAUGAAGAAUCUAGUGCAUUGACAAAAUCAGGAAUGCGUGCUAUACGAUCAAUUGAAGGAUGGAUUUUAUUGGUAACGGGAUUGCAUGAAGAAACAUCAGAAGAAGAUCUUCAAGAUAGAUUUUCGGAAUAUGGAGAUAUCAAAAAUUUACAUUUAAAUUUGGAUCGAAGGACAGGUUAUGUUAAGGGAUAUGCAUUGAUUGAAUAUUCAAAUUUAUCAGAGGCUAAAGAAGCCGUUGAAAAAUGUAAUGGAACGGAAUUAUUAGAAUCUAAAUUAUCGGUUGAUUUUGCAUUUGUUGAACCCGCUUGGAAUAUGUCGGUACAGAGAGAUGCACGAAAUUAA